AUGAGGAAUGACAGUGGAGUGAAUACCCCACGUAGUGACCACCCCGAGGACACACAAAGCCAAAUCAAUGAUACUGUCCCAUUUGGUAAACAUUUCAAACAUAGUGAAAAGUUCAAAAUAAAUAGCGUCUCAACAGGAGUAGAUUCUCACAGAAGUUCAGCAAAGUCGACUUCAAAUCAGAUCAACUUGGGAGAAGCUAUUCCUUAUACCCCGCCUAGUUUAUCCAAGAAAAAUAGCGAAAGGGAUGAUGCAGUGGAAACAAUAACCAGCACAGAGAGAGGAGAACAGGAAGAUCAUUCCACAGAAACGAACGCAAAGGAUAAUUACAAAAUAAACGUACUUAGUUUGGGGGACUACCAUCUUGAAGGUCAACACACCAGUGGUAGGAAGACAAAUUGUGAGACACACAUAUUGGGUAAGAACUUCGCAAAUGAUUUCCCCCCUAUCAGUGAUGCUACUAACAAAUCAAAGAAGGACAAACUCCUUUUUAAGAACCUCCAGAAGUUAGCUACUUCUAACGUGGAAGAAAAUUAUAACAACAUAUGGGGGGAUGAUAACAUAUUACCAUGUGAAUACAACUUGGAACAAUUUGGAGUAGAUAUUUAUGAGGAAAUUAAGGGGAACCUUUGCGGGCACUAUGGAGGGGAUACGUUCGUGGAAGGGGAGGAAGACAAAAGGAACGACAUUUUGGAGCUAACGAAGAAGCAUAUUUUUACUGAAAAUCGAGGUGACACUUCGCAACAGGACAACCUCACUAAAUGGGGUGAUAAACAGGCGGUAGAAGACAACAAACGGGGGAGCUGUACAAAUGAAACAAAUCAACUUCGAAGCAGUGGGGGGAUUAAUCCAAAGUGGGGGAUAGCAUAUGCACAAAAUGGAUUAGCAGAGAUGACCCUCCCUCCGCAUGCCACAGCUGAAGAUUUGCUCACCUCAUUUUUUCCUCCACCUGGGAGGUCCCAUCUGAUGGGGAGCGAAGUAACCACCGGUGAGCGUACCCAUGGGGGCAAGUUCGAGGCUCCCCUAAAAGACGAAAUCCUCCAGCAGGCGCUGAACCAAAACUACUAUUACGACUUAAGGAACAACCAAGUGUGGGUGCCGGGGGAGGAUGCAAAAGAAAACCUUUUGGGGGCAUCCGAAAGGGAGGGACCUUCCCCACGUGAGGAGGAAGCUACGCACGGGACGACUAUACUUGGGGAAACUACCCCUGUGGCAGCUUCCACUGGAACAAUUAACGACCAUGGGCUUUCACUCCCGUUUGACAUUCUCCCAAAUGGGGGCGAAGGGAGAACCCCCAAGUUGGAAGAUGCGUUGUUCACAAAGGGGACACAAGAAUUCCGCCUUUGGGAUGGCAGCACGCUCCUCCCAUUUUAUGCCCACCAUGGAAACUCACCUGUUCGGGAAAAGGAAGCUCCCCAAGGAGGAGUCUUUACCAACGAGAAGGAAACUUACAUGCAGUAUAUAUUAGGGGAAAAUUUUAUUUUGGACCAACUGGGGGUACAUCACAAGGAGGAAGAAAUGACAACAAGCAGAAUUGAAAACGGAGGGAACAAAUCCGUGUCACCAAACGGCGUUCAGUUCGAAAGACACUUAAGAGAGAGCUGCGAAGAAGACAAUACCGCUUUGCAAACAUAUGACAACUGGCGAAACGUCCAAAUGGGGAAUAACACAAAUUUGACGCGUCUGACCGAGUUGGAGGAAAUGAUACUACUCUCUCAGAGGAAUCGUUUUGAAGUGUCUUUAUGCGAAACGCAAGAUGUUGACUUAACCAAUUCGUGUAACAGUGGGGGGGAAAGCAGAUGGGGAGAAAAGCGGAAGGAUGGUGAAGUUGGCCAUUCGUACCAUUUCGCCUACCCAAUGUCUGGACCCUACGAUGACCAAAACUUUAACAUAGCCAGUGAGUCGUCCAACAUUUAUGACUACUCCUGUGGUGACUUUUUUCUGAAGUACGCAAUGGAACAGGAGAAAAGGAAAAAAAACAAAAAUAAAACGCUGCAAGAUGAUGGGUUCGGAAGUUCCUCAGAUAAUGUGCUACAACAACAUUGCGAUAAUCAGAAAGGAGAGAAUAUCCCGCUCAGUAGGAGGCUGUCGAAAUCUUUUGCCAAGUACACGUUAAUCGUUAAUGUGCCGUCGAACACCACACGGAAGGAUCUACUAGCCGUGUUUAGCAAAUUCGGGAAUGUAGACUUAACCAUGGUCGUUUGUGAUAAGAAAUCGAGACACCCCAACAAGGAAUGGACAGCAACAUCGGGGUACGCCUUUGUUCGAUUUUCAACGAAUCUUGAAGCCCAAAGAACUUUGAAUGCUGCAUGUGCAGGUGGAAUUCGUAUUAGAGGAAGCAGAGUUCGCGCAACGUGGGCAAAAAAAGAUUCCUAUUCGAAGAGGGAAAAAGAAAUUACCUUUAAAAUUCCCUCAUCGAUACUGCUCAUAAAUAUAGAUGAGUUUAUCUGCUCAAUAUGCAAAAUAAAUUUGUCCUAUGAACCCAUAUUAUUUCCAUGCUGCUAUGCUUCCUGUUGCUCCGACUGCUUAAGGGGAUACCUUGUCGUUCAUGCAAUUGGGGAAAAGAUAGAAUGUCCUAGCUGUUCUUUACACCUUUCAGAUGGACUAAUAAAAAUCGAUGAACAUUCCAGUGGAGUUAUGGGCCUAUUGUACAAAAUUCACUCGAACGUUAAAAUUAAGUGCCAAAAUGAGAACUGUAAGUGGGUUGGCCUCCAGCAACAGUACGUCAACCAUUUCUUUUCCUGCAAGUUUGGUGGUCUCCCCUAG
This is a messenger RNA of Plasmodium coatneyi, 2763 nucleotides long. RefSeq lists its product as uncharacterized. NCBI's taxonomy places the organism in Eukaryota, Apicomplexa, Aconoidasida, Haemosporida, Plasmodiidae. The transcript has a single exon. The record is from RefSeq and is a predicted model, not a curated record. Bases 1 to 2763 code for a protein of 920 amino acids. Gene Ontology annotation, molecular function: RNA binding.